AUGCCUUUGUUGGUCCUCUCCUGUCUUGUUCAGUUGGUGAGUGUGCGUCGGUCGUUGUUCACCAAUCCGGAACGGCAAACGUUCCUCGGCGAACUGGUUGGCGGGACAAGAACUAUCUUGGCCAAUCAGAGUGCCAGUUUGUCGAAUCCGGAGACUUAUCACGAAUUCUGCCGACUCCUGUCCCGACUGAAGUGCAAUUUCCAGCUCACUGAACUGAUUGGUUUGGACUGCUAUGCAGAAUUCAUUCAACUCAUCACUGCGUUCACUGUGCACAGUCUUAAAUCCUUCCCUCGGAGCACGAACAGUAACAGCAUACACUAUCUACUUGCUCUCUGGCAACGCUUGGUUGCCAGCCUCCCAUAUGUACAAUCCCCUGACUCUGAGCUGUUGGAGAAUGCUGCAUCCCAGGUAUCCCGUACCUAUAUCGAAGCUUGUCUGGCUUCAGUCCCGGAUUACGUAAACUGCCCCAGCCACAUUCGAUCCGCUUCGACGAAACCCGGCAAGGCGGAUAAUGAGCCCUGGGCUGGAUUCGGAUCAGCUGGGACCGGGGUGAACCGCACGCGACGAUCUAAAGCGGGUCGGGGUGACAGUUUUGUAGAGGACGAGGAAGAUGAUGUAUCGGAGUGUCCGCUGGACGAUUUGACCACGUUGUCCCAGCAACUAGAACAGUCUGACAUGACACGAAUCAUCUUUAUGCAACGCAAACUUUCCGCCUCGUUCCGUGAUUCACUUUUACUGCCAAUAUUCCGCCUCGGACUGAAUCUGCUGCGGGAGGCAGAUAAAAAUAUCUCGUCACUGGAUCUCAGCAAUCUUGGUCAAGUGAGUUACACUACAGUUUCUUGGUUGCUUCAGUUCUUCCACCCACCCCCGCUCCCCCUCCCUUUUCCUAACCCCGGCAAGAUGUUCACAUUUUUCUCACAUGCGAAACAUGUUUCUUUCGAGGUAGUAGGUAGAUUUCCGGACACGGAAAAGUUGUCGUUCUUAGUGGGAAAUGAGGAUCAGCUGCAAUCAUUUCGUUGUGAGAACAGCAGUCACUGGUAG
Molecule: messenger RNA, 1041 nt
Organism: Echinostoma caproni
Lineage: Eukaryota; Metazoa; Platyhelminthes; Trematoda; Plagiorchiida; Echinostomatidae
Source: the annotation of a GenBank genome assembly